AUGGUAGCUCGUAAUACAUACGUAUUUACACGUAUUUACGAGACCAUUGAAUCACAUGAUGAUUUGCUUUUGAAAUUUGCAAAAUUAGAUUUCCACAUUUUGCAAAAGAUGCACCAAAGAGAGCUUAGUGAACUUACAAGGGGUGUAUUUUGGGCCACAAUACAAACGUGCAAGAAGAACGUUAACAAAAUUAAUCGUUAUUAUUGGGGAAACUGUUUUCUCUCCUACACUCAACUCACAGAAAUUAGUAGCCAAGAAAAACUUGAACUUGAAGAGUUGAAAGAAAAAGUCUGGCAAAUGUUAGUGGAAACUCCUGAUAAUAGUAAGAAAAACUUGUCUUUGGUUGAUGCAAUCCAACGAUUGGGAGUGGCAUAUCAUUUCGACAAUGAGAUCAAAAUAUCCAUUCAGAAUAUUUUUGAUAAGUCUGAACAGAAUAAAAAUGAAGAUGAAGACGAUGAUCUCUGCGUUGUUGCUCUUCAUUUUCGACUAGUGAGACGACAAAGGCAUAGCAUGUCUUCUGAUGUGUUUAAAAAAUUCACCAAUGGUGAUGGAAAAUUCAAGGAAACUCUUGCUAAAGAUGUUCAAGGAUUAUUAAGUUUAUAUGAAGCAGCACAUCUAAGAGUACACAGAGAAGAAAUUCUUGAAGAAGCUCAAACUUUUACCAUCAUUCAUCUCGAGUCUAUGGACCCUAAAUUGGACUUCUCACUGAAGGCCCAAGUUAGUGAAGCCUUGAUCCAACCCAUUCAUACAAAUGUACCAAGAAUGGUAGCUCGUAAUACAUACGUAUUUACACGUAUUUACGAGACCAUUGAAUCACAUGAUGAUUUGCUUUUGAAAUUUGCAAAAUUAGAUUUCCACAUUUUGCAAAAGAUGUACCAAAGAGAGCUUAGCGAACUUAUAAGGUGGUGGAAAAAUUUGGAUCAUUCAAACAAAUAUCCAUAUGCAAGAGACAAAUUGGUGGAAUGUUAUUUUUGGGCAAUGGGGGUGUAUUUUGGGCCUCAAUAUAAAUGUGCAAGAAGAAUGAUAACAAAAUUAAUUGUUAUUAUUACCAUCACUGAUGAUCUCUAUGAUGCUUAUCCAACUUAUGACGAACUUGUGUCUUACACUGAUGCAAUAGAGAGAUGUGACAUUAGUGCUAUGUAG
This is a messenger RNA of Solanum tuberosum (potato), 1143 nucleotides long. RefSeq names its product germacrene C synthase-like. Bases 1 to 1143 code for a protein of 380 amino acids. Gene Ontology annotation, molecular function: magnesium ion binding; terpene synthase activity. The record is from RefSeq and is a predicted model, not a curated record. The transcript has 6 exons. Lineage: Eukaryota; Viridiplantae; Streptophyta; Magnoliopsida; Solanales; Solanaceae. Gene Ontology annotation, biological process: terpenoid biosynthetic process.